This is a messenger RNA of Lynx canadensis (Canada lynx), 2137 nucleotides long. RefSeq names its product highly divergent homeobox (gene HDX). Bases 1 to 2079 code for a protein of 692 amino acids. Gene Ontology annotation, biological process: regulation of transcription by RNA polymerase II. Gene Ontology annotation, molecular function: DNA-binding transcription factor activity, RNA polymerase II-specific; RNA polymerase II cis-regulatory region sequence-specific DNA binding. The record is from RefSeq and is a predicted model, not a curated record. NCBI's taxonomy places the organism in Eukaryota, Metazoa, Chordata, Mammalia, Carnivora, Felidae. The transcript has 9 exons.
AUGAAUCUGCGUUCUGUAUUUACUGUAGAACAACAAAGGAUUUUACAGCGUUAUUACGAAAAUGGAAUGACAAAUCAAAGUAAAAAUUGCUUUCAGCUCAUAUUACAGUGUGCACAGGAGACUAAGCUGGACUUCAGUGUAGUCAGGACGUGGGUUGGCAAUAAGAGAAGAAAAAUGAGUAGUAAGAAUUCUGAAUCAGGAGCAACAACAGGAACUCUUCCCAGUACCUCUUUGACAGCUCCGGACAUUACAGUCAGAAAUGUAGUUAACAUCACUCGACCGUCAAGCCAACAGUCUUCUUGGACAUCUGCCAAUAAUGAUGACAUUGUAACUGAUGCAUACAGUCCAGCAAGUUCAUCAAGUAAGCAAGGGACAACCAAACAUUCAGAUACACAAAUUACAGAAGCACAUAAAAUUCCUAUUCAGAAAACUGCCAGUAAAAAUGAUACUGAGUUUCAGUUGCACAUUCCUGUUCAAAGACAAGUAGCACACUGUAAAAAUGCUUCUCUGCUCUUAGGUGAAAAAACAAUUAUCUUGUCAAGACAGACAAGUGUGCUAAAUGCUGGAAAUUCAGUAUACAGUCACACAAAGAAAAACUAUGGAAGCUCUUCAAUGCAGGCCUCUGAGAUGAUGGUACCUCAAAAGCCAUCUAUGUGCCACCGACCUUGCAAAAUUGAACCAGUUGGAAUUCAGAGGUCAUAUAAGCCUGAACACAUGAGUCUAGCAUCACAAAACUUAUGUGGGCAAAAGCCACCUAUUAGAGACCCUUACUGUAGAACGCAAAACUUGGAAAUCCGUGAAGUAUUUUCAUUGGCUGUUAGUGAUUACCCCCAGAGAAUUCUGGGAGGAAAUGCCCCACAGAAGCCUAGUUCAGCAGAAGGAACUUGUUUGUCCAUUGCAAUGGAGACUGGAGAUGCUGAUGAUGAGUAUGCCAAAGAAGAAGAGUUGGCAUUGAUGGGAGCACAGAUACCAAGCUACUCAAGAUUUUAUGAAAGUGGCAGAUCCCUUGGAGCAGAGAACCAAAGUACAGUACUUCCUGGACCAGGAAGAAAUAUGCCAAAUUCACAAAUGGUGAAUAUUAGAGACUUGGCAGACAAUGUACUCUAUCAAAGCAGAGACUACCAUUUGACACCACGGACCUCAUUGCAUUCAGUAGCUACUACGAUGUACAGUAAUACAAAUCCAUCACGGAGUAAUUUUUCUUCACAUUUCGCAUCAUCAAACCAAUUGAAGUUAUCACAAAACCAAAACAAUUACCAGAUUUCAGGAAACCUUACUGUGCCUUGGAUUACAGGGUGUUCUAGAAAAAGAGCACUACAAGACCGCACUCAGUUCAGUGACCGAGACUUAGCCACCCUUAAGAAGUACUGGGACAAUGGCAUGACCAGCCUUGGUUCUGUGUGUAGAGAGAAAAUUGAAGCAGUUGCAACUGAAUUAAAUGUUGACUGUGAAAUAGUUCGGACUUGGAUUGGGAAUAGAAGAAGGAAAUAUCGUUUAAUGGGGAUUGAAGUUCCACCUCCAAGAGGAGGCCCUGCUGAUUUUUCUGAGCAGCCUGAGUCUGGUUCUUUGUCUGCACUCACAUCAGGAGAGGAAGCUGGUCCAGAAGUAGGGGAGGAUAAUGACAGAAAUGAUGAAGUAUCCAUCUGUUUGUCUGAAGGAAGCUCUCAAGAAGAGUCCAAUGAAGUUCCAAAUGAGGCAAGGGUUCAUAAGGAGGAGGACCACCAUGCAGUAUCCGCAGAUAAUGUGAAAAUAGAAAUUAUUGAUGAUGAAGAAAGUGACAUGAUAAGUAAUUGUGAAGUUGAACAAGUGAAUUCUCUCUUGGAUUAUAAGAAUGAAGAAGUCAGAUUCAUUGAAAAUGAGCUAGAGAUUCAAAAGCAAAAAUACUUUAAACUUCAGACAUUUGUUAGAAGCUUGAUACUAGCUAUGAAAGCUGAUGAUAAGGAACAACAGCAGGCACUGCUGUCAGAUUUACCUCCUGAAUUAGAAGAGAUGGAUUUCAACCAUGCCUCGCCGGAGCCUGAUGAUACCUCAUUCAGUGUGUCUUCUUUAUCAGAGAAAAAUGCCUCAGACAGUUUGUAAUUUGAGGGGGCAUAUAUGACACAGCAUUUUGGCUAAGAGGUGUGCAUUUCAAGAUAAC